AUUUAAUCUCCGUGUCACACGGAUCGAUUUACCCUCCAGGCGAUCGUUCAUAAUAUGCUGUAGUCCUCAACCUCUGCCUUGGGGACUUAUUUCGUUAUUUCAUUCCCCAUUAAAUAAACCAACACAUUCAUGAUCAAAGUGAACCCGGAGAGCCAUACAGCAAGACAAGGAGCACCAGGACUCUAAAGACCUUCGCCCUCUUGCAAAGAAAUUGGGAGCGUCACACACCCCUUUCCAGCGACCUCAUGACCCCCCAUGCUCUUCCAAUCCAUCUGCUGACUUCAUAGGAAGAGUCACCGGAGCCAUGAAUGUCGCUGCCGAGGGGUACGAGCCGCCAUCCGUUUCUGAACUGCAGAGACACCUAUGGGCCAACAGGAAGCCCGUGGACCCUGUGGAUGAAGUGUGGUCAAACCUGUACAUCAGUGAUGAGUCAACAGCACGAGACAAGGCCAUUCUGUCUGAUUUGGGAAUCACCCACAUAGUGAAUGGCGCAGAUGGACGCAUCCGCUCCCCCGCCUCUCUCUACAGUGACAUGGCCAUCACUUAUUAUGGGGUUCAAGCUGCCGACCAUCCAAGUUUCAACCUUAGCCCAUUCUUCUACCCAACAGCUGCAUUCAUCCAGACUGCACUGUCCCAGAAAGGAAGGGUGUUGGUGCACUGUGCUAUGGGGGUGAGCCGGUCAGCCACCCUGGCGCUGGCAUAUCUCAUGAUCUGCGAAGGGCUCCCCCUACUGGAGGCCAUCUGCACUGUCAGGAAGCACCGGCACAUUUGCCCAAAUUCUGGCUUUCUGGAGCAACUCAGGCAUCUCGACAUGGUCCUGGAGGAGAAGAGGACUAAUGAAAACUGGAAACAGACAGACGGAGGGACUGAUGGAGGAGGGGAGGAGGGAGCAGAAGCUGCGACAGGCGAAGGCGCAGCCACAGCUGGCCAAGGUGCUGGCGACCGACGAGUCAGAGCAGGGGGCACCGCAGGUGACUGACGAGGUGCUGGAGGCGGGACUGAAGGCAACUGUCGAGCUAGAGCCAGGGGAACCGCGGGCGACCAGCAAGCAGGAGCUGGAGGACCGCAGGAGCUGGAGGACCCCCAGCCGACCACUGAGCCAAUGCCAGUGAGACCGAUGGCGAGCCAGGGGGCUUGGCGGGUGGGACCCGACCCCUGCGCAGAUGUCCUGUCCCUCGUCGGGACACAGAGAGCUGAGGUCCUGGCAGGGAUCUGGAGUGUCUGCAAUAUGUUCAGCGUAUCUCAAGCCACUCAAAAGGAAGGCGUUUGCCCAUAAUCCAGAGUGCAAGAUGCCAACCAGUUCUGAUCAAUGGAGCCUACUGCGGGCCAACAGGCAGUCUGGGAGUGAGGUCAACCCUAUAUGUCAGGAUGACUGAGUACCAUGGUCCAAGGUGAAUGUUUGGGUGUGUUGAAAAAAGACCAAUGUCAAUUUACUGCACAUGCUUCCCUUGAUAUGAUAAUUAAUUCAGGAUUUGAGAAUCAUCCACAUAUGGAAUGCUAAAGGCACUAUGAUUGUCAGGGUUGGCUCUUGUGAUCGCUGGUAAAGGCGGGCGAUCGAGCAAGGAGCAGGCAGGCAGGCAGAUUACGGGGAUUUAAUAAGGAUACGGGGAGUAGGAAACAUCAAGCUUCAACUAACAUCAAUGACAGACGAAGGACUCAGGCAAGACAUGGACUCAAAUAGACAGGAUAGAUCAAAACAGCAAGACACAGCUGGGUACGAUCGGGGAAGCAGACGUGGAUAAUCAGGGGGACGUGGCACACACGAGGAGCGGACGAGCCGGGCGUGGCAAUGAUGAAGCAGCCAUUGAUUAUCGCAAGUUAGACUGCAUACCAUCCUGAUUUCAACCACGUCCACGCUGCACUGUCCCAUGAAGCUGAAAGUCUCCAAGCUCCAAGUCUUUCACGCUUGAAAGUUUGCAAUUAGGAUUGACCAAAGAUGAUAACUGAUUGUUUCAUACUGAUAUUUGGAUUAUUACUGACAUCUUUCCUGCUUGCACUGUAACUUGCUCUAUGGCGAAGCGGAAUUUCGACCCUGUAGCUGAUGAACACUGUGACUUUCCUCGGCAUAGUGAUGAUUUUGAUCUGUCUGAGACUUUCUUUGUUUCCCCAGCUGAGUUUUUGAAAUCUGAGCCCUUUUCCUAUGUUCCUCUAUCUGGUCCUGUUGGGAAAUCAGGUAAAAAUAAUAGUGAGAAUUCUCUGAGUCUUCCUAAGAAAAAAAUCAUCACUGCCCAAAAGGCUGAUUCAUCUCUAGCUACUCUGUUCCAGUCUGCGUUAUUUGAGACUGAGAUUGAGAAGGAACCUCACUGUUAUAUUUUGCGUGAUGGAGUUUUCAUGAGGAAAUGAGGGCCUUAUAAUGUACCUGAUGAGUGGAUCUUUGUACAUCAGGUUGUAGUUCCAUCGAGUUACAGAGGUGAUGUAUCAAAAGUAGCUCAUGUUGGUCUAGCUGGACACCUAGGUGUCACUAAAACACUUAACCGUGUGUUACAACACUUCUUUUGGCCUGGGCUGAAAAAGAAUGUAGUUCGUUUCUGUAAGAUUUGUAGAGUAUGUCAGCUCACUGGAAAACCUAACCAAACAAUUCCUCCUGCUCCUCUGUAUCCUAUAACAGUGACUGGACAGCCUUUUGACCAUGUCAUUGUUGAUAUUGUUGGCCCACUUGAAUGAUCCAAGGAUGGCUACCAAUAUUUGUUGACGAUGAUGGGUGCAAACACCCGUUUCCCAGAGGCAGUUCCUUUGAGGAAGAUCACUGCUAAGGCCGUAACUAAGGAGCUGUUGAAAUUUUUUACUCUGUUUGGUCUACCUAAGAUCAUUCAAACUGACAGGGGUUUCAAUUUUACUUCUCGUGUGUUUGGCCAAGUGUUAAGACAGCUGCAUAUCCAGCAUAAUAUCUCCAGUGCCUAUCAUCCUGAAAGUCAGGGGGCCUUGAGGCGGUUUCACCAGACCCUAAAGAGUAUGUGGCGAACUUAUUGCGUGGAAACUGGGAAGGACUGGGCAGAUGCUGUCCCUUAGCUGCUGUUUGCCUGCAGAGAGGUAGUAUAGGAAUCUCUAGGUUUCAGUCCCGCUGAUCUAGUUUUUGCACAUACACCACGUGGCCCGAUGGCUGUUCUGAAAGGUCAGUGGCUCAGUGAUUCUUCUCAGAGUAAGUUUUUCUGCUGCUGAGAGGCUGUUUGUUUGGUUAGAUAUCUUUAGUUGCUCUCUCUCUUAUGUUCUCUGGAUCUUUCAUGUAAUGUUUUUUUUGCUGUAAAUAAAAACCCUAGAUUAUUCAGCCAGCUUGUUGGGUUUUAUGUUGUGGUCAUUGACUUGGCCGUAACAUGAACCUACAAGAGCAUUGUGAUUAAUUUUCAAAUGUAAUCAUGUUGGUGGAAAACUUGAAUUGGUGUAGUUUAAAUCUUUGAGUGAAACCAAUCUAUGACAGAUACAUUUAAUUUGACAUCUGAAGAUAUUGCAUAUGGGAUGAUGUCACCUGUGCAUUAUGCCUGUUAUUGUUGGGGAGAAGCACACAUGGACAACACAUGCUGUCAGGGCUGACGAGAAACCUGUCAGUAAGGCUGUGGGGUGUGGGCCUUCCCCACUGACCCUCACCCUCUGUGUCUCCUUAUACACGAGCAGAAAGCGAGCUGCCUGCCCUGGUAUCGUAGGGUAAACAUGUGGCAGAUUAAGGUGCCAUGCAAAACACCAACAAGAAGUGUACAUGCUGUUUAAUUCAUUUUUAUGAAUGUAAUCAAAUAUUGUAAUACACUAACUUUAUGUGGCUUAAUAUCAGGAAUGCACCAUGAUGAAUGUCAUGGUUUUGUGUUUGCAUCUGAGCUCAGGGGGACGAGUCAGCCUAAAUAAUGGGAAGCCCUCAAACAGUGUAGACACCUGCACACACAUGCACACUCACACACACAUAUACAGACAUGCACACACAUACACACACACAGUCAUGUAAUCAUAUAUUUUUGGGGACUGCUCAUUCAUUUCUAUGGGAAAAAAUGCUAAUGCUAACUAUGACAACCUUAACC
This is a messenger RNA of Brienomyrus brachyistius, 4004 nucleotides long. Its product is annotated as dual specificity protein phosphatase 13-like. Gene Ontology annotation, cellular component: cytoplasm. The transcript is spliced from 7 exons. NCBI's taxonomy places the organism in Eukaryota, Metazoa, Chordata, Actinopteri, Osteoglossiformes, Mormyridae. Gene Ontology annotation, biological process: negative regulation of MAPK cascade; protein dephosphorylation. The record is from RefSeq and is a predicted model, not a curated record. The coding region runs from base 305 to 979 and encodes 224 amino acids. Gene Ontology annotation, molecular function: protein tyrosine/serine/threonine phosphatase activity; MAP kinase phosphatase activity.